AUGUCUGACCAACUCAAAGGAUUCCCUGAGCCUCCAAUGGAUCCGGAGAAGGGUACCCUGGAGGCCGUUCACUUGCCUUACACUCCAGACGUGAAGACUCCCCCAUCCCCGGAUCGCAACGCCACUUUCCCUUCCUCAAAAGAAAAAGACUCUGCUGUCCUAACUUCAACCAAGGAGGUCGUUCUAGCAACGAAGCCCAAGCCAGCAAACAAACCACCGAAGAAAAAAGUCUCGAAAUGGAUUCUAUGGAAACUUUGGUUCAACACAUACAGAAAAUUCUUCACCUUUACUUUUGGAUUCAACAUGAUUGGUCUGGCAUUGGCAGCGUCAGGUCACUGGCCCUAUGGCGCCAAGUAUUCGGGCGCCAUUGUCGUCGCUAAUUUCAACUUCGCUAUCUUGAUGCGUAAUGAAGUCUUUGGGCGUAUACUUUAUCUGGUCGUGAACACUUUAUUCGCCAAAUGGCCCCCUCUUUGGUUCCGUUUGGGUUGCACAUCGGUUCUACAGCAUCUCGGUGGGAUUCACAGUGGCUGCGCGCUGUCAGGUGUACUUUGGCUUCUCUACAAAGUGAUCAUGAAUUUCCGCAAGCUUGAUGUCACACACGACGCAGUCCUUGUCAUGGGUGUUGUAACCAAUCUUGCCGUUAUGAUCAGUGCCCUCAGUGCCUUCCCUUGGGUGCGAAAUACUCAUCACAAUGUUUUCGAGCGUCAUCAUCGCUUCGUUGGAUGGCUUGGCCUCAUCUGCACCUGGACUUUCGUCAUUUUGGGAGAUACCUACGACCCCGUCACUCGCUCCUGGAACCUCAAUGGAGUUGCCCUCAUUCGCCACCAGGAUUUCUGGUUCACUAUGGGAAUGACUAUCUUCAUCGCUCUUCCUUGGUGCUUUGUGCGAGAAGUACCGGUAGAUAUCGAACUGCCCUCGGCUAAAGUGGCCAUCAUUCGCUUCAAGCGUGGCAUGCAACAAGGUCUUUUGGGACGCAUCAGCCGCUCGUCGAUCAUGGAAUACCACGCUUUCGGAAUCAUCUCUGAGAGCAGACAUGCAAAAUAUCACUACAUGAUCGCUGGUGUUCAAGGUGACUUCACCAAGAGCCUUGUCGUUGACCCACCGAAGACCCUAUGGACCCGUGAACUCAAGUUUGCUGGAGUUUCGAACACUUCAACACUCUAUAAACGCGGUAUCCGUAUUUGCACUGGAACUGGAAUCGGAGCGGCUCUAUCCACAUGUCUACAGUCUCCUUACUGGUAUCUGAUAUGGAUCGGUUCUGAACAAGAAAAGACCUUCGGACCAACUAUCAGUGGCCUGAUUCACAAACACAUCGGACCCGAGCGCCUCAUGCUGUGGGAUAGUAAAGCAAGAGGUGGUCGUCCAGAUUCGAUGAAGCUAGUGAAGGAAGCAUACGCCUACUGGGAUGCUGAAGUCGUCUUCAUUACAUCAAAUUACAUUGGAAACUCAGAGAUUAUGCAAGGGUGCAAGGAGGCAGGCAUCCCAUGCUUCGGAACUCUGUGGGACUUCGUAAGUCGCUCUCCAUUCUUAGAUGAAGGAUGGAUUCUUAACGGUGUCUUUAGUGAAAACGCUUUUGAGUCUUUUCAAAGCCUCCCCAUUUUGCAUAUUUAA
Molecule: messenger RNA, 1611 nt
Organism: Psilocybe cubensis
Lineage: Eukaryota; Fungi; Basidiomycota; Agaricomycetes; Agaricales; Agrocybaceae
Exons: 12
Coding region: 1-1611 (536 amino acids)
Source: RefSeq, a predicted model, not a curated record